Molecule: messenger RNA, 1003 nt
Organism: Acipenser ruthenus (sterlet)
Lineage: Eukaryota; Metazoa; Chordata; Actinopteri; Acipenseriformes; Acipenseridae
Product: intestinal mucin-like protein
Exons: 3
Coding region: 1-399 (132 amino acids)
Source: RefSeq, a predicted model, not a curated record
AUGGCUGCUGCCCUCAAUGUAAGUAAAAAGAAUACUUCUGAAACCAACUGCAACAUUCAGAAACACAAAACCUUCAUCGUUAGCAAAGGAUGCCUGUCUAAUUCUUCUGUGGAGCUGACAUCAUGCGGAGGGUCAUGCGGAACAUAUUCCAUGUUUUCACCGGAGACCCACUACAUGAUGCACUCCUGCACCUGCUGCAGGGAGACGAAGACCAGCGAGAAGAAGAUCACUCUGUCGUGCCCUGACAACACCACCGUCGACUACUCCUACAUCUACGUGGAGGAGUGUGGCUGCCAGAACACGGAGUGCGUGGACAACAAGACCUCCAGCGCACCACCUAGCGGGCAAGAGGCCAAGGAAGCAGCAAAGGGCCUGAGAGCUCGCCGCAGGAGGAAGUAAUCGUGCCUCGAGCAUCCCGGCACUCCUGCAGGACCAUUUUGAUUUUUCUCUCUUUGCGCGUCAUUUCAAAUCAUUUAAGUGAUAGCUUGCAAAUUUCAGCUGAUGCGCACAUUGCUUUCCUAAAGAUGACUCAUCUUUUUCUUUUUUUCCUUCCUACAGCAGCUCAGUAACAACACCUGCCAUCUCUCUGGUGUGAUAGUAAAGCUACUUCUAUUUAGUAGGACUAGGCAUGCCAAUCAAACAUCAAAGCAACUCUGACAAUGCAUUCAUACACAUUCAGUAAGGCUGCUGCCCCACAGCUCACCGGCACCACACCACAUUUAUAUCAAAGUAUACAAAAUCCUAUUUAAAAAAUAAAUAAAUAAUUAAAUGUUAACAUACAAAAAAUAUUUGUGACUCCGGGUACUUAAUUAAAGAUGAAGAACAAAUACAUGAACUAAUUGAUAAUUGCGAUGUGAAAAAUGAAUAUAUGGACCCUAAAACGUAAUUUGUGUUUUUUUUUGUUUUGUAUUUGUUGAUGUGUGUAAAGCCUUUUACUGAAUGUGUCUUGUUCAAUUGUCUUCUUGUUAAAUGUGUACCCUAUUAAACUUCAGCACUUUGCACA